Molecule: messenger RNA, 348 nt
Organism: Symbiodinium natans
Lineage: Eukaryota; Dinophyceae; Suessiales; Symbiodiniaceae
Source: the annotation of a GenBank genome assembly
AUGGAGCAGAACUGGCCUGAGGGGGAAGAGCACUACGCCAAGCUGGCCAUCAACAGCCUCGUGGGGCUUUUUGCUCGGCACUGGGAUCACAUCUUUGUCACAGAGCUGCUCUCCAACAGUUCCUAUCGACCUAUUCAUGACUACAUCAUGGGUGCCGAGUACGUGGCAGUGGCCCGGAUUCGGCAGGCCUUGGCGGACGUGCCAAAGCGCUACCUGAAGAGCAUCAAGACCGAUUGCCUGGUGAUGCAAGACGUCCCGAAGAAGCACCGGCCCACCGUGGAGCGGCUGCUGCAGAUGUCGCACCGUGACGGCACCCCCGUGUCCCGCUACGAGGAGGGGCCGGGCUGA